GCUACAUUUAUCUUGGAGGAUUUCAACUCCUGUUCAAUGCGGGAGACCCAGUUCAAGUUGAUGGCAAGACCAAGACCUACGGCACCGAGAUUCCUGAAGGUCAUGUUCCUCUGGAAAUAGGGCCGAUCAUCGAUACAGUCUCGCGAGAGCCGGGACCUUUAUCGCGAACAUACAGCGAAUCAUCAUCAUUCCGAGGAGAGAUCGCUGGAAAUGCGGAUCUUGCGAAAGGGAAGGCUUCGUUUUCGUGCGAAGCUUCAACGUCGGAAGGAGCGCUUCUGCUGACGAAACACAAGACCAAGCGCUAUGACGCGCAACGCCGCAGGCAAUUCGAGACGUAUAUUCUCAAGCACUACCGGUCGUGGUUCAAAUUCGCCCAGCAGAAUGGACACCCGGUCGAGAGCAUCGACCAGCUGCUCCUGGUAACCGGCUGCGACAUGACGGCAGACUUCUCAAUGAUCGCCUUCGCUCAGAACAACAGGAAUCUUAGCAUCGAGUUCGAGAUAUCCGCGUCUCAUGGCGCCUCUGCGUCGGCUUCGUGGGGUAACUGGAAGUGCCACUCUCCUCAUGUGCAUAAGCACUGCGGUCCCCAGCGUGCCGAGGAGUACUCAUCCGAUGCUGGGGAAGUACCUGCCUUCGACCAAUGCAUCUUCGUGAGAGGCUUACGCGUGUUUAAACGGUCGCUGCCUAUGGCCCCCGUCAAACUCCAGGCUGCCGCUGAGCCUGAGGAUCCCAGUGCUUCCAGAGACUCGGAUCAAGAGAACGAAGGCGUAACGGCAUGGAUGACAUUGGAGAAUGAUGAGGAAGAGGACGCGACAGUUCAAUCGACGAUCGCCCUUCCAUUCAAGGAUCCGCUGGAAUCGCUUGCUCAACAUGUGUUUGAGAACUCCACCGCUGAGCUAGCCGUCUUGCACGACUGUGACUGGGACUCUCCGUUCCAUGUAACCUCUUAUGGGAGUAUUAAAGUUGCCUCAUUUACGCAUAGUCCCAAUGCGGACGGCUAUAAUAUUGCUUCUGAAAACUCAGAUGUUCGAUGUGAGGAUGCAUCGGCCGAAGAUGAGACUAUGAUGCAUCAAGUAGAAAACGACGGCACAUCGUAUCAGGCAGAAUUGUCCAUAUCUACCGCUAAUCUCAUGGCGAACGUCGAUGACCCGGAAGAUGGCCCAGACAACGACACGAGAACACCAAUAGCAACAAUCAAUACACGCAUUCAUGAACCAUCCCUCGAGAUGAAGCGGCAGCGCAGAUCGAUCAGCCCAGCAGAUCGACGCUCCGUGCACUACGUUGGCGCGGGGCAACAAGAUCUAGAGACCUCCAUAAGCUUCCAGUGUAGACGAUACCAUGACCGGUUCAUGAGUCAAGGAAUGGCAGCACUGCAUGACGAGAUGGAGCACACGGGAGAACCUAUACAUUGCCAAAAUAUCGAAGCAUCGAGUAAAUGGCCCGACGAACCCGUGAGGAGUCUUGGGGUGUGGAAUAUCUAUCAGCAAACCUCAGCCCUUAUCGCCAACGAUAUCUAUGAUUUAUUAAAGACGAAAGAGGACAUGAACGCUUUCCGUUCUGCCUACGAGUCGCUUCUAGAGCUAGAGCAUCUGUGUCAAUCGACUUCAAGUUGUGCCGCUUUGCUGGCCAAAGCGAUACCACACCGUUCAAGACUGGUUGAACUUUCAUCUAAGCUACCAUGUCGUCAGGGGCCCCUCUGGAUGGCCCUCGAGAGCGACGAUCGCUCCGUCCUUAGGAUGCUCCAACAGGCCGUGUACGCCGAGGAAGAAGAGAUCAUGGGAUUGCGUGAGGACAGUGCAACUUCCUUCCUGACCCUCGUUAAUUCGAUUUUGUAUCCCAGUGGUCCUGGCCAGGAUCUCGGGUUCUCGGAUCUCGGGUUCUCUCAGCUGCUAACCCCUGCAUUGGAUCCAGGCGUGCAAGCUUUCAAAGAUCAGCUUCAGCGAGCAAGCGUUAGGCUAUCCAUGGCUUCCUUCCGGCUCCCGGAGGGCUUGUAUCUCACUGGCGUCACCCUAAUGGACUCAGAACACGUUGCUACCGGGGCAUACGCUAACAUCCGUAUGGGCCGAUAUCGCGAGCGCCGCGUAGCGCUGAAAACAAUGCGGGUUUUCAGUCGGCAGACACCUGAUGAGCUGUCCAAGAGUCGUAAGACAUUUUGUCGCGAGAUCUCGCUGUUGCAUAGCCUUGACCAUCAAAACAUAUGCGGGCUGAUAGGCGUCGAUCGCGAAGUAUACGGAGGGCUCCCUAGGCUGGUAACGGAGUGGAUGCCACACGGAAAUAUUAUGGAAUUCAUCGAAGCCAACUCUUUUGUUCUCGGCGAAGUCAAGCAAUUCGUGAUAGAUAUCGCCCGGGCGUUAGAAUACCUACAUGACAAGAAUGUGGUCCAUGGAGACCUGCAUGUGAGAAACAUCCUUAUCGACGCCGACCGCCACGUCCGCCUUGCAGACUUCGGACUGUCAGAUUUCUCCGAUGCGUCUUCUGCCAGUAUCAAUUCUGCGUCUGCGGUUCGAUUUAUGGCGCCAGAGAUCUUGCAUCCAGAGAAGUACGGCUUGCAGCACAUGCGACACACUCCCGAAAGUGACAUUUACUCGUUUGCGAUGUGCACGUGGACGAUUUUCGACGGCAACGUCCCAUUCCAUGAUUACUCAGCCGUCAGAGCAACAUUAGCCAUCAUCGAGGGCAAGCGCCCCUCCCAGUACACAACUACGCACCCCCUCCCAGAACCUUUGUGGUCUUUAAUGAACCUCUGCUGGCAUGAGCAGCCGAGAGACAGGCCCAAAUUCCCGGACCUCUACCGUCGCCUUCGGCGCAUGAUUCAUCCUUCCUCGUUGAGGCCCCGCUCAAGGACAAAAGGCUUCCGCAGUAGGAGAUUGAGUCCAGCAUCUCGUUUGCGCGCAGAUGAGUCUCGUGGCCAAUCAGUCGGUGGCAACGAGAGCGACGAUGACGGACUUAACCCGCGUCAAACACUGCAGCGGAGCCGCGGUGUGCAGUCCACCAGAUGCACGCCUGUCGCGAAGUCCAAUUUGCUGAACAUCCCGCUACCGAGUCUAGUUGAGCAUUCGCGCACUAGUCUGGCGGUCAUGCAAAGCUUGGUGCCGCCAACCGUCCGCAAUCUGGCGAGCGUCCACCCUGAUGCGGAGCGCCUUGUCCCCCAGAUUAUAUAUCGACCCCCGCAGGCUCAGCAGCUGGCCAGCGCGGACGCGUCACCUAUCAUGUUUAAUGUCUUUGGUCCACGCGGUUGUGGAAUCAACUGUCUCGACGCGCUCAAUGAACGAUUCGCGGAGUUGCAAGACUUGAACGACAUCAUUGAGUGCCAGAGAAACAUGAUCUUGAGGAUUAUGUGGCCUGAUUACGAGCCUUGGUCGGUCCCCAUCCUUCUUCACUCUACCACCACUCGGGCAGAGCUAGCUAUGCGUGUCAGCUCCUGCACGCAGACUUUCUUAGACGAAUCACUGGCGAAAUGUCUGAGAACUGACACUCGUUGGAGACUGGGGCCCGGCGCCAUCAUGCUGUCCGACCUCGAACUGAUCGGUCUGCAGCCUGUGGCUGCGCGAGACUGGCAGAUCCACUUCCGAGUGCGUUAGGAGGCGCCUCUUGCAACCUCUUGCAACCUAGGCUGCAUGAAAUUUCGUUGAAGCUAUCUAACUUUGGUACCCUUAUUGUCACGUCGCGGUAAUUG
Messenger RNA from Phanerochaete carnosa HHB-10118-sp, 3676 nucleotides. RefSeq lists its product as uncharacterized. Gene Ontology annotation, biological process: protein phosphorylation. The transcript has 17 exons. The record is from RefSeq and is a predicted model, not a curated record. Bases 1701 to 3581 code for a protein of 626 amino acids. Lineage: Eukaryota; Fungi; Basidiomycota; Agaricomycetes; Polyporales; Phanerochaetaceae. Gene Ontology annotation, molecular function: protein kinase activity; ATP binding.